Molecule: messenger RNA, 10584 nt
Organism: Coregonus sp. 'balchen'
Lineage: Eukaryota; Metazoa; Chordata; Actinopteri; Salmoniformes; Salmonidae
Source: the annotation of a GenBank genome assembly
GGCAAGUCAGAGAGCGGGGAAUUGGACCUGGACGGCAUCGACGAUAAAGAAAUUGAGAGGGUAUGUGCUUCCUCUUAAGUGCUUUUGAGAUAAGAAUACUUUUAGCACAAAUCAUAAUGCUUUUUCUUUAAGUCCCUUACAUGAGAUAUUUUAUUUUUGCAUAUUCCAAUUCCCCCAGAGAAUGGGGUCACGGCCAGCCAUUGUCAACGACGACCCUGGAGUAAUUAGGAUUAAGUGCCUUGCUCAAGGGCACAUCAACACAUUUUUAACCUUGUCUGCUCAGGGAUUCAAACUAGCAACGUUUCAAUUACUGGCACAAAACUCUAACCACUAGGCUACCUGCCACCUACCCUAACACUUUACCCUUGUAGCACCUUACUAAAACCCUUACUUCCCCCUUCCUUCUUGCAGUAUAUCCUCAACGACAAAGAAGUGAGAGUUAAGACGGAUCUGUGGAUGAAGCAGAAUGAGGAAUAUCUGAGGGAGCAGAAAGGUGAGCGAACAGACAAAACCUCUCAUGCCCUAUUCAAAAUUCACAUAUUCAUAUUGAUCCAUCAUGUUACGAUGCAGUUCCCGACAGGUUUUCAUAUUAGCCAGCUCUGUAACGAACCAAUUGUUCCCAAUCCUCAAUGGUCAAAAAUAUAUAUUUUUUUGUUUUUGUUAAAGAGUUUUUGCUGUCAUCAUGGUCAUAAACCUCUUUGUUGAGCUUUUAAGUACUUAUACUUCCCUUCAAUAUAUUUAUCUAUGUUAAUUCACCCUCGCCCAGUUGAACCAUUGGGAUUUAUUGGGCUGUUAUAUUGCUGUAAGUAGCUUAAUAGCUAGGGCCAACGAAAAAGGAUGUGUCCCAAAUUACAGCCUAUUCCCUUUAUAGUGUACUACCUCCAAUAAGGUGCUGGUCAAAAUAAGUGCACUAUAUAGGGAAUAGGGUGACAUUUUGGGACGCAUCUUCUAUUCCCUCUGAAAUAUAGCUGUAGCUAAGUAUUCUAUUUCUAUCAGUACCAGAAUACAGUAAUUACCUAUACUAUACUAUUGUCUAUACAUCAUGACCUAAUCAUUCCUUACUGUCUAUUGUAGAGGGAUAUAUAUUUAGUUGUUUUGUUCUUGUUUUUUUUUAGAAAAGGAGGAGAGGAUAGCUAAAGAGAAAGAGCAGGGGACCUACAAGGAGAAGGUGAGGAAUCGAAGGGUGAUGGUGUGUGUGUCUGUCUCUGUCUGUCUGUGUUUUAUGUGCGUUCGUUUCAUGUGCAUGCUUUUUCAGCAGUGUGUGUGCUCAAGAAUCGGUGUGUGUGUAGAGGUGGCCCUUCCUCUGACACAGAACAGCUGUGUGUCUAGAGCUGGCACAUAUUUUCAGUUUGAGCCGAAUCAGCUCUGCUCUGCUCUUCGGUUUCAAUGCAGAGGCUCCAGAGACUAUAUGAAUAUGACUACUGUGGCAGGGGAGCGCUAACCCUGCGCUAACCUGUCUCGCCAUCUCCACAUCCGCCCGCAUUCAACCCGGGCUGGAUUAGCCGUACGGCAGCAGAGUAGCAGACUGCCUAAUGAGGUGCAGAGAGGCCCUGAUACCUAUUCCAGAUGCUCAGGGGUGAAGUUACCCUUAGGUACAGAUAUAGGAUCAGCUUCCCCUCCCCCAAUAUUAACCUUAACCAUUACUAGAGAAAAUGUAAAACUGACCCAAGAUCAGCGUCUAGAGGCACCCUACGGAGGAGGGGCUCAAGGUCCACAGUAGUCGGGGUCUCAUUGUGGUCAAGGCAGUGGGGGUUUUCCCUGUGCUGAUACACCGUUCUGUAUGACAAACAGGGCUUGCGUCCCAAAUGGCACCCUAUUUCCUAUAUAGUGCACUACUUUUGACCGGAGCCCUGUAGGCCCUGUUCGAAAGUAGUGCACUACAUUAGGGUGCCAUUUGGGACACAACCAGGGUCUUUCGGAGAUCACUUGUGAGUCACGGCCGACCGAGAGGCAUGGAAAGGUUCCAGGGCCUACUGAGCUUCUGUCAUCUCGAUAAUCAGACUUUUUUAGGGUGACAUCAUACUUCCCGACCCCAAAGGAAAGGGUGUAUCGUCCAUGACUUAAUACAACACUUAACUAGCUACUGUUGUUAUUACUAUCAACAGUGAUUCUUUUUAAUGAUUUUACCAUUUGAUACAUUAUCACUAAUAUCAAUAUAUCAAUCUGUGCACGUAACUCUCAACUUAAGUGUCCCAUGGCUUGCAAUGCCCUACAGCUGAGUUCUCCAACUCUGGUCUUGGAGAGCUACUGGUUGCUGGGCUGGAACAAAAGUCUACAGGCCCAGAUUAGAGAAUGCCGCUCUAUACAUCUAUAAUAUCUGAUAUAGUAGUAUGUACAGUAUAUCUGCAUGGCAUUAUUAUGUCCCCCAAAUUCCUCCCUAAAUAAAAAGAAUAAUAAAGGUAAUCUUGAUGCUUCCAACAAUCUAAUGGAUCUCAUUCAACCAAUGUUUCGGUCCCCUAAAUUCCUCCCAACAUAUCAGGGGGGUAUUCACUAGGAACCAAACGUAAGCAAAUGGCAGAAAGGGGGAGGGACUAACCUGAACUUGUCCAAUAAGAAACGCUUGUUUCCGUUGCGAAACAUUUUGCUACGGUUUACUAUGGUGUGCACUAAUGAACACACCCCAGAUCUUCUCAACUCUCUCUUCCCCUUGCAGCCCAAGAAAACGUCCAAGAAGCGGGAGCCCAUCCGUGCCAGUACGGCGGGCGAGGCCAUCGAGAAGAUGCUGGAGCAGAAGAAGAUCUCCAGCAAGAUCAACUACGACGUGCUGCGUGACCUUAACAGCAAGGUUGGCAGCGGCAACAGCAGCCCCGCCCGGCCAACCUCCACCGAAGAGCCACCCAGUGGCCCCCCUGGGCGGAAGAGGCUGACCCGCCGCAAGAAGCAGCCCAACAAGACCAACAUGGGCCUGGCCACCACCGCCAGCAUCAUGGGCAAGAGGUAAGGGGAUUUAAACUAGAACUGUUAGAUGUAAGCUAGCCUUCACAUAUGGAUGAGUGUGACUAACAUUUACAUUUUAGUAGACACGCUUAUUUUAGUAGACACGCUUAUUCCUGUGGGAAUCGAACCUACAACCCUGGCGUUGCAAGUACCAUGCUCUACCAACUGAGCCACACGGGAGAAUUAGCUUUGGGUGAGCUAAUUCUGUUCUCAUUAGUAGGUCUGCAGGUUUUAUUUUUUAAAGGGAUACUUUGGGAUUUUGGCAAUGAAGCCCUUUAUCUACUUUCCCAUAGUCAGAUGAACUUGUGGAUACCAUUUUUAUGUCUCUGCGUGCAGUUUGAAGGAAGUUGCUAACUAGUGUUAGAGCAAUUGCUAACAAGCUGUUACCAUAGACUUCCAGCCAUUGUGCCAAUGCUAGUUAGCAUUGGCUCGCGAAACUACCUCUAACUUCCUUCAUACUAGAUGCAGAGACAUACAAAUGGUAUCAUUGAGUUCAUCUGACUCUGGGGAAGUGCCAGAAUCUGCCAAAAUCACAAAGUAUCCCUUUAAGUGGAAGAAGUCACGUAUGUGAGGAAUGAAUGUUAUUCAUGUCUGAGGAUUGGCCUCACUAUAUAGGAGAAGGUACAGUAGUGAAAUGCUAAGGUCAGGAUUAGGCAUCGACAGAGAGGGAAUUGGAGUGACAUACAAAUGUUAAGAUUGCGAAAAGUCCUUAUGGUUGGAAAAUAACCCAAUAGCUGGGCUCUGAGAAGCACUUCUGGGAUAUAAAAUACAACAAAGCUAAUGUUGCUUAUGAUACCUGUAUCUUAUCGAGUCAUUAAACAUACAGGCUAUUCAACAAGCCAUUUUUAUAAUUUCCUGACAACAUGGGAACACUUUCACAUAACCACAGGAACCUGGCCCUUUUUACCACCAAUAAUAGGCACCAAUUGUGGCGUAAAGGUCCCCCAUUGCCUCUGGAGGUGUUAAAAUCUUACACCCUCCUCAGUCGCCCACUACCACUCACCCACUUUCUGAUCCCUAGGCUGGUUUGCCGAAGACGAGCCAAUCUUGCCCUCAGGACGUCAUGUCUGAGGUGUCCGUCUUCGCCCCUCUCUCCAAUUAAUCCUCCAGUUGGACUCCAAAUGUCCUUGUAAUGAACGCGGAGCAUGAGAUCACGACUUCUGCUACUGACACGCCGCGGCAGACCAUUUCUCAUUUUGCCAAUCAUUUCUCGAUCAUGCCACGGCCACAUUAAUGAUAAUUAACAUCUUGGUAAUGAAUUCUGAAUUGGUAAUGAAAAUGAGAUGUGAGGCACUGUUGGAGAGCUGAUGAGUAGACAGCUGGUAGAAUGACAAAGCCCCCAUCACCUACCCUACCCCCCCUUCAGCAGGCUCAGGUGCCGGGGUCGGUACUAUCUAGUCUCUGGUCAACUCCAUCUGAUUGUAGCUAUCCCUUCAGGCCUCGUUUCUUCAUCAGAAGACAGAUGCUGGGUUUAUAUUCAAUUUUCUCCCCCUUAACAAUGGAUUGACUGUAAUCAGUUAUGAAUAUUAUGUGUUCAUGGAAGUAGAGCUCAUUUGAUGGAAUCGUGUCACUUCUGGCUAUUCAGUGUGUUAAUGAAUUAGAUACAAACUUUACAGUAGGGAUUUUUAUGAAUGUUGAAGACCUAGAAAUCAUGUUUCAACUAAGUAGGGUCCAGCCUUUCAUUCAUCAUAUUUAAGGUUGCACCUCUUCUCCUAUUGUUUGAGCACAAAGCCUUGCAGUCUCGUUGAUUAAUGUACUUGUGUCCCAUCACUGCAACCUUGAAGUUGCUGAGGCUCUGGGCUUCAACCAAACAGAACACCGGUUCUCAGUAUGUGGCCAGCUUACGUGGGGGGAGGUGGGAAGAAGACGACUUGGAACAAAUCUGACAAUGAACUCGAGUUUUAGGUCCAGUGCUACAGCAGCGGAUCUGAGCCUCCUGCUGGAGUAUGGGAAAGCGGCUGGAACUCUGUCUAUUGGGAUAAUGAGAGGGGGGUAGGAUUAGUUUCCCUGUGUGCAUUUUAGCUGGCCAGGGUUUGUCUAGCUUGGCCCAGCAGCCUGAAAUAUAAGGUAUGCCUGCCUCACUUUUGUGCAUAAAGCACCUUCUAUUCCCAUCAGUGAGAAACGGCUACGUUUUGUUUUUGUUUCCUACGUCUUUCCUCAUUGAAUAAAAAAAAGAAUGUGUGCAUUUUUUAUGCUCCCUCAACUUUAUCAAAGCAUUUAGUAUUGAAUCACAGCCAGAUAUCUGAGACCGAGGGAACAGAGUGUCUUUCUAUGAGUGUUUCUCUUGAAUGUUUGAAAGCUAGCACUUGGUAUGCGACUUGGUAUCACCGCACAACACAUUUAAGUUUGUUGUCACAUAAAAUGCUCAGUGCUUGUCAUUGUGAUGCAUCUUACGUUAGUCGGAGGCAAGAUUGCUCUCUUUAAAGUUAUUCCUUCCUCCCAUUUGUAUGAGGAACCGCGGUGCGAGUCGAGCUCGUGGGAUUCAGGUGGCUUAGCCUGCUCUUGGAUCUGGCCGUUUAACCUGGCACCUCAGAGCGUGCGUUGUGUUUUAAAAGCCCCUAGAGGCUAGAGUGGAAAGGGAGAAGGAAGCCUGACAGUAAACCAUUGUUGGCUGUCAUCCUGUUGGUUAGUGCGCCGCUGCACUUACACAUAGCCCCCCCCCCCCCCCCCCCCUCCACACUCCUUCGCCUGGGAUGACGCACAGCUGGUGUUGUUGAUCAUAUCAUCCUAGCCUCCCCCACUCAGAGCUGAAAACCUUGUCACUGAAUUGAAAUACUUUCUUAGACACAAAGUUGAAACGGUCUCUGAUGCAUGUUUUUUCAUCUCAUUUGUAUUGAACCAGGAAAAUGUAUUGAGAAGUAGUUGUCAUCUGCUGUUAUGGCCCGGCAAGAUGCACAGCACACAUCAACAGAGACAUCAACAAACACAACAGCAGAGUCAGUCCAAUACAGUAAUUAAACAUCUAUUUCCCCCAUUACAGAGAUGACACUCUUUUCUCACAGACAGAACUGGAGCUAACUGUCCGAGUUUGAACUUUCUCAGCUAUCCAUGGUCAGAGCAGAGACUUCAUUUUCUGUCUCGCAUGCAGACACACUCUGAACACUGAAACUUUCCCACAGCCACAGAUCAUGUGAAGUCUCACCCCUCCCCUUCACUACAAGUCCUCCACCAGCUGCCAGACGAAAGCCCCCUCCGCGCCCACCAAACUAACAAAGAUGGAAAAGCACUCUUCCAGAAUGGGCAAAACUAAUUACCCUGUAGUUCUUUGUCCCUCAUCAACUCCCCCCUCCCGCCCAAUCCCCUUCUCUUUAUAAAAGCUGCAAUUCCUGACUAGUCAAGGCUGGUUGUUUUAAGUGUAAAUCGUAACGAACGGUGGCAGAAAUGUCUGUGUGCUGAUCUCUUUUCAGGGAGUCCCACAGGAGCCUCUCAACCGUACCCUCUACGUAACCUUGAUAUGAUCUUUGUUUUACUGGUAGUAUUCGGGACCAGUGACACAGCAGCAAACUUGAGCAGACACACAGAGCUGCUGUUCUGCGUUUGAAAGGGCUCGUAAUUCCAGCCUCCCGAAUACUUUUUUGCUCCUGACUAGCUUUCGAUACAAUAAUGUUUGUUUGUGUCUUUAUCGACCUAGCAAAGGGCAAAGUUUGGCGCAAGAAGAACAGGGUGUCUCAUCUCACGCUAGCCAGAAAUAGCAGUCCAGGAUCUGGGGCACCCUGAUGUGUUUUGCAGGGUUCGUCUCUGAGAGAUUGCCUCUCGCCUUCUCCCCCUCAAACUAUCUCCAAUUUCCUCUUGAAAUGUCAUAAUUUCCAUCCGGCUGCUACUUUUCCCUCUGCUGUGACUCCCCCUCCCCCUUUGCCUGCUAACCCACUCCCAGCACCCGUGCGAAAGGCUACCUCUGCAGACCAACAAAUGACACAUAUGCUCUGGGUCAUGCCAAGGCCCUCAGAUGCCCAUCCGGUUGCUGCUGAGGGGACCUGGUAUGGAGGCACCCGGGCGUGGAAUGUGCUGUGUCUGUGUGUGAAUGGUGCACCAUACAGCCAGACCCCCUGGUAGGCUUCCCUAGACCACCACCCCCUUCCAUACCCUCGAGCACAGCCCCCAACCGACAGAUUGAUUCGUCAACACGCCACAGCAUCUCUGUCAUGCCGUGCCACAUCCCCAAUAUCCCUGCAUUGGUAAACACUGGAGUUGUUGACAGAUGAUUUCCCCAGAGGGCAGGAUCUGGCCUCUCGGUGUCUCCCUGAGCCAUGCCUGUGGGGAGCGGAGGGAAGGCACCCUCUCUCCACCCAAAGCUUGCAGAGUGGCAUGUGUGAAGAACAGGACCUGGAUGUCUGGUUUUGUGGGCUUUCUUUUCUUUCCCAUGGACUAUACAGAUCACAUAGCAGACUGGGUAAUGUUUGGUCUGCGUAAUGCACCAGAGAGCUCUUUUCCUGAGAUGUAUUUUCCGGAACGCCUCGCAUUCUUUCUGUUGUCAAACAGUCUGAGGGAUGGCUGAAGCUCGCAGAUGCAUUUCUUAUGUCAGUAAAUCCCUGCCCACGCUCCACUCUCCCAGUGCCUCUCUUGUCAGGGGCAGCCACUUACUUGUGUGUGGAAGAAUCUUAGCCAGACAGUCACCGUCUCCCCCACUGGCACCUCAUGUCCGUCUGUGCCAUUGUGUGGAACAGCAGCUAAUCAAAGUCUUCUCUUAAAGAUUAGCAGUGGAGACCGAUGGUCGAGUGAAAGUCCUUCUCAAAGGAACUUUCUUCUGCUGCACUGACAUCUGACCUCUCUGUAAAGUGAAUCAGGAUGGUGGUCGUAGAUGGCUCACCCACUAUUGUUCCACACUAUUGAGGGCAGUGAUUUAUCUGUAGCUUGUGGUCAGGCAGUCUGGAGGGCACCUUGAUGUUUGAGCUCAAAAGCCAUUUCCUGCUGUUAGGAACAAUGGCUGUGUCCCAACUCAAAUCAAAGUGCAAAGGAUACAGCAGGUGUAAAACAGAACAGUCAGACGCUUACUUGCAAGCUCUUUCCCAACAAUGCAGUAUUGAAUAUUACAUUUUAGUCAUUUAGCAGACACUCUUAUCCAGAGCGACAUACAUCCAGAGUGCAUACAUUUUUCAUACUGACCCCCCGUGGGAAUCGAACCCACAACUCUGGCGUUGCAAGCGCCAUGCUCUACCAACUGAGCUACAAGUAAGAUGAAAUAAUAUAAAGUUUAAAAAACGAUACAAUAUGAGAAUGUAAUACAGGGUCAAUACCAUCAUUUCAAUGUGCAGGGAUACUGGAGUAGAGGUAGAUAUGUACAUGUAAGCAGGGGUCAAAACGUGAUUGGUAGCAGGAUAGAUAAUACAAAUAAAUAAAUAAUUAUAAUUAUAAUAAUAAUAAUAAUAAUAGCAGCAAAGUGUGUGUGCAAGCGUGUCAGUGUCGGUGUAUGUGAAUGUGUGGGUAGAGACCUGUUGGUGUACAUAGAGUCAGUGCAGAUAGUCCGUGGGUGAGGGUGGACAGCCAUUGUUUAUCUGUUCAACAGUCUUAUUGCUUGGGGGUAGAAGCUGUCUCGGAGCCUGAUGGUCUGAGACCUGAUGCUCUGGUACCGUCUGCUGGACGGUAGCAGAGAGAACAGUCCAUGACUGGGGUGGAUGGAGUCUUUGGCAAUUUCUUUAGGCUUUCCUCAGACACCGCCUGGUAUGAAUGGGUAAUGGUACCCCUAUGGUACUGAUAGGGCUCUGGUCAAAAGUAGUGCACUAUGUAGGGAAUAUGGUGUUAUUUGGGAAGCGCCCAAUGUGGCAAAGGUGGCUUAGACCAGACAAUCUCAUUGGCUAGGAGCUUUUUGAGGGAAUGCUACUUCAGUGGAUGUAAGCCUAUUAUGAUUUUAGCUGUCAAUUUAGCCUUCCAUGCUAAAUGUUAACACUUAUGUAGGACGUAUGAAGGAAAUUGCUUUUUCACCUUAUGUAUGGUGUGCAUUAGUUAAUGUUUAUUAAUUAAUUCAUGUUUAUUAUGUUUUAAUUCAUUUAUUAGUGUGUACUCUUUAUAUCGUAGACAAUCAGCCAUUCAAUUGGCUACAUUUGUUAAUGUGAUAGGCAAUAUAAUCAUUAUUACAUUUGGUACGUUUUCUCUUAUUUACCAAUGGUAAAUUACAUUAAUUCCCUUUCACAACAACAAUUAUUCACAACAGCAACCAGGUUGUUAACCAUUUGAGGGAAGUCAUGAAUCCUUAUAGACUCAGAGGUUAAACUGCUCAGGGCAACGGGCGAAGAUAAAUCACGGAGCCUUGGUGCUGCGAAUCUAUCUAUUGUGAGCCACACACAUUUCCGUGCCGGCCCUCUGUCUCCAUCUGCUUCUCUGCAUCGAGGGAAGGUGAUGCAGACAUUUCUUGUGUCUCAAGCUGUCUCCGUGGGAACUCCCUCCCACUCACCGGGUUGCCAUGGGCACAGCUCUCAGCUGUAGUCUUACUAGAGAGGCCUGGGCUGAACAGGCAUUCUGACCACUGAGAGUAAAUAAUCAGCGCAGGAUAAUAAUAAAACUCCACCUGUUGUUUUGUUAGGAAUGGAGAUUUCUGUAUAGAAUGAGAACAUGAGACUAAAUGCAAUUCAAGAACAGCCAUUUGAUAUUACUGACUGGCAGUGUAGUCGCAGUGGUCAUUAAAUCUUCCAUGAUCAUGACCCUGUAAAACAACAUAUUUCACUGCACUUAUCUGGUGUAUGUGACAAUAAUACAAAAUAAAAAUCAAUCUCAGAUGAUCAAUGUUUUGCGGGGGAGGGCAUGGUGAACAGUUCCCUAGUGGACAACAAACCUGACCUGAUCCACCAAGCAGUCUGUUCACAAUACUAUGUGUGAGAGUUAGAAAAAUGUAGAGGGGGAGUGUGUCUGUGUGUGUUGGAGAGGGGGGGAAUAAAGCCACCCACAGACAGUCCCAUUUACAGUAGGAGAAUACCAACUGUGAAAUUGGGCGUGAAGAGAUGGGGGAGAAUGCCGUCACAACAGUGAGAUACAGUGUGGGGGAGGGUAACUAAAUCUCUCCCCCCUGCUGACCUUCUCAGCGGUAGCAUCAGAUAAUCAUCACUCCUUUCUACCUCCAUUCCGAGGAUUCCCCAUCUCAUUCCUAUCCCCGAGACUCUCCGUGCCCUCCAGAGUGUGUCUGCAGGAAGUGUGAUAAGGCCCGCUGGUCAGCCAGAGGGGGUGAAGUCACGUGUGCGGGGGAGAAACUGCUGAUGCAAACUCACGGCCCCUGGUCGGAUUGCAUCUGUAUUCUUCCUGGGUAGCCCGCAUCGGCUCUUGGAUUGGAGAAGUUGUGCUACAUCUUUAAUGGCUUUGUCCUUGGGGAAAGGGAUGGCUUCAUGUUCUCUGAGCCAGCCCCCCCUGAAAACAUGUUAGCCUCCGUAACCUCGCUCUUCAGUGCUGAUACUGGAGUGUGAAAGCAGCAGUGUGCUGGAACAUGACAGAAGGCCUCGCUUCCUCCUCCAGCCUACAGCACUAUCCUCCGGGCUGUCCCUGGCCGUCUGCUUCCCCUCUGCCUCGCACGAGGUGGCUUUAGCCAGAGCUCUACAUAUUGGCUCCGACUGCCCGUGCCGUAUGAGCGUUUCUCCAGUCGCUCGGACACAGCGGUGGAGCUCCGACUCUCAUGCUAGCCCAUCGGGCCCACGCCCCAAAGGGCGUUUGCCUCCACCCACCAGA